Heterobasidion irregulare TC 32-1 is the source of this 1917-nucleotide messenger RNA. RefSeq lists its product as uncharacterized. Bases 1 to 1917 code for a protein of 638 amino acids. NCBI's taxonomy places the organism in Eukaryota, Fungi, Basidiomycota, Agaricomycetes, Russulales, Bondarzewiaceae. The transcript is spliced from 5 exons. The record is from RefSeq and is a predicted model, not a curated record.
AUGCCCGAGGAGGACGAGUACAGCGAGGAAGAAGACGAGGCGGACGAGGCGUCGACAGACAACCCGUUGAUCAGCGCACGCCCGAAGCCCGACUGUGCGGAUUCCAUCCAUCCACCCCCGCCGUACACUCCCAUCGCACCGGGCUUACCAGACGCGCACGACUUCGUGCCUCGGUGCCCCAUCAUCCGCCCACCCGUGCGGCGGACGGUGCCCUCUGAGCGGAGCAUCAUCCACAUUCUGUACCCUUUCGAAGCCCGCUUUCAUCCGCACGGAGGCGACGCUCUCCCGACCCCCGACCCCUCCACCAACGCGCACGCGAGCGCGUCGCAUCCGACGCAUGCUUCUUGCCCGUUCACGACCCCUAUUCUCGUAGACGUGCCACGCAGCGCCGCCCGCCCCUCGUCCAGUCCCACCUCCGACUCAUCCUGCGACUCAGACACGGAGAAUUCGACCCAGGAUUAUGCGGGCCAGGAGUCAGCCACGGCCGACCCGCCACCCUACACCCGGUUCGACCUCACCCUCGCCCCACCAAUGCGCCCGCAGAUCCAUAGCUCCGUCGACGCAUCUGCGCAGCGUGCUAGCUGCAGUAGGCCGCGCGGGGAAACUUUGGAGGUCCAGCAGGCAGGUCCGAGGGUCGAUACCCAGUUGGGACACAAGUCGCCGGCGGAGUCUUUCGAGUCCGCGUACCAGCGCUAUAAUUCAAUAGACGUCCACACGCCCACGCCCACGCCCACGCCCACGCCCACGUCCGCACCGCACCGCGAUCUUCCGCGCCACGAAGCCGCGUUCCCUCAGACAACUCCAUACAAGGGCAGGGCGAUCCGAUGGCGAGACAGAAGCACCCGCAGAACCCAAUAUACAACACGUCACUUUGUCGCGCGUGGCACCCCCCAUCAAAGUUCCGUCACCGACCGACCGACGGACAGGGGAGCGAAGGCGUCACGGGGACGGCACGGACGCGGCUCGGCGAGCUUGGGGAAGCCACGACGCGCGAGAGAAUCGAGCAGAGCGGCGCGGAACGCCAACAAGGCGAGCGAGCGAGCGACAGAAAAGUCUCAGUCGGCCAUGAGACGAGACACGACGCAGCGUGGCCCGCGGGGGGUGCCCGGACGCGCGCGCACUUCGACGCCGCUCGGCUAUAAUUAUCGUCUACGUUUCGUAUUCGGUGCGCAGAACCAGACGGCAGCUGUCGGAUGUCGGGGCUCGGAGGCUCUUCGCGAUUUCCAAGGCGCGAAUACGUUUAGCAAAAACGAGAGUGUGCUCGAAAGAAAGAAAGAAAGAAAGAAGAAACGGCCGAGGCUGGACGCGACUCGGCGAGUCGCCGCGAGCGAAAAGACACCGGCACGGCUACAAGCGCACCACACCACGUCGAAGGCCGCGACACCGCCACCAACCCUGCCCGCCCGACAACGCGACAGCGCGACAACACGACAACUCUACGAGACGCCCGUCACGCGCGCAGCCAGCCUCGCCCUGGGUCGACCCGACCCGAUCUGCGCACGCGCGCGCGCUCAUUGGCCAUUAGAGCGGGGGCGCGCUGGGCCGCCCGAGCCGAACGCGCACACGCAUCGCGAUGCUGGCCAACGCCCGCACCGCCCGCGCGAAAUCGACCAUUCAGUCUAUUCUCGUCUCGGGGCUCGGGGCUCGGGGCUCGGGACUCGGGGCUCGGGGCUCGGAUCUCGAAUCUCGGGGGAUCCUCGCAAUUCGCGGUUCGCGCGCAGCAGGCGCCAGCGCCAGCGCGAGCGCGAGAAGCGGCGGCGGCACCCAGAAGGCCAGACCUCGGAGAGCGUGUGCUCGCGCGGAAUGAAGCACGGGGACGCGGACGCUGGCGCGUGCGCGCGGAGAGCCGGCAGGGCGCGGGCGGCGGGUCGGAAUAGCGGGAUGGGGCUGGUCAGGGCACGGCGGUGGUGGUGGUAG